AGUGUCUGGGGUUUUCAGCUGAAAUGAGAGCAUUUGUUUGAUGUAUGGUUACAUUAUAGUUGUAUGUUUGUGCGUAAUCUUGCGUAAUACUGGGUUUGAGUUACAUUCGGAUUGGACUAUAGGACAUCUAAAGUUCUUUCUGAAACUAAUUUUCGCUUAAUACUUCUCUGAAGACCUUACUGUUGUUCACAAAAUAAGCAAAAAUCAUUUCUGGAGAUUGAAAAGUUCUUGCUGUUUCAGUAUUUGUGUUCUUCAGAUCGGUGUUUUGGUUUCUUGGAUGGUUUAAAUUAACUUAAGGAGGAACCGAGGGUUGGAUCCACUCCAUUGGCCAUGUUAGCAGCAACCUGUAACAAAAUCGGGAGCUCGAGUCCCUCCUCGGACAGCGGCUCGUUUGGAAAAGGAGGUUUUCACCCGUGGAAACGCGCAGCGCCCAGCAGCUGUUCCCUCUCCCCGUUCGGCGCGCAACGGAACGAGACUUUCAGCGCCAACAGCUCGUUCUCCUUAACGGGCACUAACACCUCCACCAGUCCGUUUGGAAACGACUAUCCCGUGUUUCAGACGUCAGUCGCGAACAGUUCUCCGGACCCGAGCGCGCAGUCGGUGUUCAUCUCCAAAGUGGACACUCUGCAGGGGAUUUACCCGAGGAUGAGCGUCGCGCACCCGUAUGAGACUUGGUUCAAAUCCGCGCAUGCUGGCAUCUCCGCCGGGGACGUGGGCACCGGUAGCGGGUCCUCCUGGUGGGAUGUGGGCACCGGUUGGAUUGAUGUUCAAAGCGCGAACGGCGCCGCGCUGCAUUCGCCCCUGAGCGGGUACAACUCAGACUAUUCCUCCAUCACUCACUCCGCAUUCAGUGCCAAUCCAUCUCCGCAUCUUCUUACAGGUGGGCAGCACCUGAUGGACGGAUUCAAACCGGUUUUAUCCGCCACCUACACAGACACCAGUCCCGGUGCCACAAGCGCAGUUUUAGCCGGGACACCGGUGGUACCGCUCGCCGGGUCUCCGCGCUCAUCAACCAGGCGCUACUCAGGCAGAGCGACCUGCGACUGUCCGAACUGUCAGGAGGCGGAGAGGCUGGGGCCCGCGGGGGCCAGUCUGCGCAGAAAGGGCCUCCACAGUUGCCACAUCCCGGGCUGCGGGAAAGUAUACGGAAAGACUUCUCACCUCAAAGCGCAUUUGCGCUGGCACACCGGCGAGAGGCCGUUCGUCUGCAACUGGCUGUUCUGUGGGAAGCGCUUCACCAGGUCCGACGAGCUCCAGCGGCAUUUACGCACACACACCGGGGAAAAGAGAUUCGCCUGUCCGGUGUGCAACAAGCGCUUCAUGCGCAGCGACCAUCUCAGUAAACACGUGAAAACGCACAGCGCCGGUGAGCCCGGGGCUAACGGGGUUAAAAAGGGCAGCGAUACCGACAGCGAACAGAGUGUACCGGGCAGCCCAGCCUGUCAGUCCCCGGAAAUGAUCCACACCACAGAACCCGUCCAAAACGGCCUCUGAACAGAACUACAGAACACGUGCAUUCUUAAAGAUAAAGGUUCCAGUGAGAACCAAAACAUGUUUUAAAAAGAACUUUUUAUUCUUAAAUUCAUGCGAAAUCGGUUUAUUGGUGAUUAAAGAACCCCCAAAACACUCAACCAACCAUUUUAAUAUCCAAAGAACAAUUUCAUUGUUUAAAAUGAAGGUUCCAAAAUGUUCUUCUUAAAAGAAUCAUUUUUUUUUUCUUCUUAAAGAACAUUUUAAAACUCUAAAGAACCUUUUUCCACUAUUAAGGUUCUUUAUGGAACCAUCGAUGCCACACUGUAAAAAAUAAAUGUUGGUUUAACUUAAAAAAAAAAAAAAGUUACCUGGUUGCCUUAAAAUUUUGAGUUCAUUGAAAAUAAAAAUUUGAGUUCAUACAAUAAAGGCGAUCAACAGAAACGCAAAAUAUUAUGUUAUCUGAACUACAUUAAUUAUUGAAGUUGAUUUGAAAAAGAAAAAAUGUUGUGAUAAAUAAGGAAAAUCAUUUUCUACAGUGCAAGAACCUUUAUUUUUAAGAGUAAACUCAAGAAACUUAUGGUUCUUAAUAGGUUUUUGGGUCUUAAAGAAGCAGAAGAGCUUUUAUCUUUAAGAGUGGUGGACGAACGCAUUUCGGUGCGCAGUGAAAUCAUGCAAAAGGGGUUUAUCAGAAUAUACACCGAUUUUUUAACUAUGUUUUAUCAUAUUUGUCUGUAAAUCAGCAGAAGGUCUCUCUCAGGUGUUCUUGGAUAUUUAUGGAUGAAAAUAACCUCGUAAAAUAAGUACAGAUGAAACUGCUGAAAUGCAAACAAAUUCUCCAUGUCUUUUGAGGCACUUUAUUACCUAAAUAAGAAAAUCAAGGACUUCAUUUCUCAGCAGUCGCACAAUUCUCUUAUUAUUCUGUAUUUGCCAACUGAACUGUUUAAUUUCGAAACGGAAAGUCUAUAACAUAAUUUGGGGAUUUCUGUACAUUCUUCUUAUUUUCAUCGUGCAGUUGAUAUCUAUGACAGUGAAUCUGAACUCUUCUCAAUGCAAAGUGAAAUUGUACAUAGGAUUGUCUUGAAACUCUAUUUAUCAUCGAGUUUGAUUUGUGAUUUGAAGUCUAUCAGAGUCGCACUUUGAAUCUAUAUUUAUAAUUUCAGGAUCGAAUCAGCUCGAUCAGUUUGUUUAUCUUUUGUUGUAUUAUUAUUUAAUUGCGCAUGUGUUUGUAUUUACUGACCGUUUACUUUAAGGUAAUAAAGUCACAUUUGACUUGAUUA
Megalobrama amblycephala (Wuchang bream) is the source of this 2750-nucleotide messenger RNA. RefSeq names its product sp8 transcription factor a (gene sp8a). Gene Ontology annotation, biological process: regulation of transcription by RNA polymerase II. The record is from RefSeq and is a predicted model, not a curated record. The transcript has 2 exons. The coding region runs from base 331 to 1494 and encodes 387 amino acids. Lineage: Eukaryota; Metazoa; Chordata; Actinopteri; Cypriniformes; Xenocyprididae. Gene Ontology annotation, molecular function: DNA-binding transcription factor activity, RNA polymerase II-specific; RNA polymerase II cis-regulatory region sequence-specific DNA binding.